Molecule: messenger RNA, 2411 nt
Organism: Dendroctonus ponderosae (mountain pine beetle)
Lineage: Eukaryota; Metazoa; Arthropoda; Insecta; Coleoptera; Curculionidae
Product: calcitonin receptor
Exons: 10
Coding region: 251-1495 (414 amino acids)
Biological process (GO): adenylate cyclase-modulating G protein-coupled receptor signaling pathway; cell surface receptor signaling pathway
Cellular component (GO): plasma membrane
Molecular function (GO): G protein-coupled peptide receptor activity
Source: RefSeq, a predicted model, not a curated record
GUCAGUUUCGUCGGAAACUUCCACCUAACCAGCUGCAAAAUAGCAAAGUUUCCUCCUGAAUGCCCAUUCGCGUUUCGCACAAUAAAUCACUAAAAUGGUAACCAGCAAAUUUUCGUUAAGCAUAUUAUAAGCCAAGAGUGAAAUUCUGAGUGAUUUUUUGCGAUUUUUAUGAAGCAUUUUUAGACUAAUUAUUUUUUUGGUGCAGUGAGUUCGCUAAUUUUAACGGCGAAAUUUACUUGAUAAAAUAAUAAUGUUCAAUGUAACUCAGAAUGGUGCUGACUAUUCCAACAGGACUGUUUGUGGGAAAAACAACGAUACAAUCAGCGGUUGGUGUCCGGAAGUAUUUGACGAUGCAUUAUGUUGGCCACAAACGCCUCCUGGGACAAGGGCGAACCAGUCCUGUCCGAAAUUUGAAUCAUUUAUCACAAAUAAUCUGGCCUAUAAAGACUGUUUAGCUAACGGUUCGUGGUACGUGAACCAGGAAAAUGUAACGUGGUCUGACUACAGGGAUUGCAUCGACUUUGAAUCACUCGAGUUUUAUAACUUUAUCAACUUCUUGUACGUGAUUGGAUAUGCAGUGUCGCUGGCGGCUCUCAUUGUGUCUUUGGGCAUUUUUCUAUUUUUCAGAACUCUCAAAUGCACGAGGAUUCGAAUCCACGUGCAAUUGUUCCUGUCCUUCAUACUGAACAACAUAAUGUGGAUAACGUGGUAUCAAGAAGUGGUAGCACAAGUGGCGACUCCAUUAAGGAAUCCCUACUGGUGCCAGUUUCUUCAUGUAGCAAAAGAGUACUACAUGGUGGCCAACUACAUGUGGAUGUUUUGUGAAGCUCUUCAUCUUCAUCUCGCCUUGGUGGUGGUUUUUGUUCGAGAGGAACGCACAAUGAAAUGGUUCUAUGGAGUCGGAUGGGGCUUUCCUUUCAUCAUUGUGCUGGUGCACAGCCUUAUCAGGAUAUUCUACAAUAAAGACACUGAUUUAUGCUGGCUCCAUGAAAGAGCCUUUGGAGGAUGGUUCAUCAGUAUUCCCAUUGCAGUAACACUAGCACUUUCAAUGAUUUUUCUCAUUAACAUUUUGAGGGUGAUCCUCACAAUCAUGCACCCGAACUCUCCAAAUCCGGCCCCAGUGAGCAUCCGAAGGGCCGUAAGAGCGGCUUUGAUUUUAACUCCCCUUUUCGGGCUCCAAUUCAUUCUGAUCCCUGUACGACCUGACAAUGACCAUCCGAUGUAUUACGUCUAUGUUUAUACCAGCGUUAUUAUCAUUCCUUAUCAGGGUUUAUGUUGUGCUGUUCUGUUCUGUUUUGCCAAUCACGAUGUGCAUCAGGCAAUUAAACGGAGUUUUCAACGAAAUUUGACUCGACAGAGCACCCGAUGGAGCAAUUACCAAACUGGUGAUAGUGCGGCUGGUGUUUUUAUGGUGAAUGGAAGCGGGCAAAAUGGAAACACCGUUCCUUUGCUCUCUAUUCGCAGGAAAUCCACCCAAAGCUCAGUCAAGGUGUAAAAUAUUUGUCCCAGUAGCAGCAACUAGUGAGUUUGGAACGAUUUUCUGAGAUCUGUACAGUAUUUUCCUAGUUUAUAAGUUUCAUCUCAUAUUUAGUGAUAGGAAAAAGUUAGUCAAAGACCAAAGAUAAUGUAUAUUUUGAGAAACCUAAGUAAAUUAUGUAAAAUACAUUUAUACAACUGUAGGAUGUAACUUGUAGGUAGAUGGCAAACAUAACUUUGGGUAAAAACUAGGUGGAACCUUGACUUUUUCAACCAAGCAAAACCGAUUUACUGAGCUAAUUAAUGUGAAAAAUUAUCUCCCCUUCGACCAAUUAAUUCCGCAUGACCAAAGCGCUUCUCUCCAGCUUUUAAAAUGCAAAACAUUCUUUAUGAACUUUGCGUUCUAGCGCUAUCCGUAAUGAAUUUCACACUUUUCCACCACUUCCAAAGUUUCUCUUCUGAUUUUGUCAAGUUGCUUACCAUAAUAGAUUUACCCGUAGGGGAAAACUGAUGCUUAAUGUGCAUUUAGAUUUAAUAUAAGUGUUACUGUAAAAAAGAGACAGGCGUAGAUUGUUACAUAAGUCUGAUUUAAUGUGGUUCCCAUACCCGAUUUUUUUUGUUUAGAACGGUUUUGUUUUUAUAAAUAGACAAUCAACAAAAGACAUUUUUUCAACAACCAAGUAGUUUUGCUCCCUUUGGGGCGUUUUAAAAUGAAUGAAAAAGGUUCAUGAAUCUAAGACUUGCGGUGGUGCAUCGAUUCUGUUGAAGUUUUCACCAAACACUUUAAAAUAGUAUUAGGAGUUUAUAUUUUGAAUCUAACAGACGAUGUGAUUUAGACUUGUCUUAAGAAAUGUGAAAAAUUUCCUGUUUGUCUUCAAGCAAACCCUGGAAUUGAUGUGUUGUAAAUAAAUGAUAUCAAGCAAAUUACCAGAUUG